AUGUCGAAUUUGUUAACAUCUGAUGUUUGUGCUGGUUGUAAUAAGCCGCCACCAAAAGGUGAAUUUAUGCGCUGCACGUCAUGUAAGGCUGUCUAUGAUCUCGAGUGUAUUAAUAUGAGCACUCAGCGAUUUUAUUCAUUUUAUAAGCUUGAUAAGAAACGUCGUAAUGAAUGGAAGUGCCCUGCUUGUCAAUGCAAUAAGCCUAAAAAUGAUAACCAGAAUACUCCGGUGCGGACUGCGCUGUCUCCUGAUCAAACUCAAAAUGUGACUCACCGAGUCAAGUCAACCUCCGCCGUCCUAACUGAUACUAGUAUAAUAAGCUUAGAAGACAAGAUUGAAUCGGGUGACAGGUCGGGUGUUCAACACGCAGUCGAGUUGAAAAAUUUUUUUGAAGAGAUGAGAGCGGUUCGUUUGGAAAUGAGUUUAUUUCGUUCAGCAAUAUCGGAACAAACAGAUUCUAUUAAAUCACAAAACUUGCGGCUGGAUGCCCUCGAAAACAGAGUUAUAGAGUUAGAGAACAGGCCCAUCGAGAAUGAGAAUUGCACAUUAACUAACUUGGAAGAUAAGAUAGCACAUUUGCGACUGGAGAUUGAGGAAAGGGACCAACAACAGCUGGGAAAUGAUAUCGUUAUAACGAACUUUCCUGAGGCUGUCAACGAGAACGUGACACAUGUCAUUCUUGCAAUUGCUAAAAAAUUGGGCUUGAUGCUUGACGAACGUGACGUGGUGGCUGCAUGGCGGAUGGGCGUGCGAAAGGUGGGUGAUAGCGACAUGCAAGGAGCUCGGACUCGGCCUAUCGCUGUGCGGCUGGUGCGUCGCGUUUCUCGAGAUGCACUGUUGCGGGCGGCGCGUGUGCGGCGUAGCCUCACUGUGGAUGAUGUGACUGUAUCCGGUGCUACAUCUUCGUCGGCUCCGCGCCCCUUCUACAUCAACGAGCGCCUCACCGCCCAUAACAAGCUACUGUUCCAGAGGGUAAGAGAGGUUGCCAGGCGCCACGAUUGGAGGUAUGUGUGGACGCGGGAGGGUAAAAUAUUUGCACGUCAAGAAACUGGCAAAGGGCGGCAUCAUUUACGGACUGAGGCAGAUCUUAGCAGAGUUUUUGGGUUUGAAACAGUUGGAGAUGCCAAUAAGUUAUCGGAAAUAUCGGAAAAGUAG
Diatraea saccharalis (sugarcane borer) is the source of this 1155-nucleotide messenger RNA. The record is from the annotation of a GenBank genome assembly. Lineage: Eukaryota; Metazoa; Arthropoda; Insecta; Lepidoptera; Crambidae.